AUGGCUAAGAAGACACUUGCUGAACAAAUUGCUGAUUUGCAAAAACCAGCAAACCCAGAUUUCGAUAUUGAAGAUGCUGAAAGAGAUGAUGUAUUUAAUCAUGAUGAUGAAGAAGGUGCAAGUUUAGAUGAAGAUGAAGAUGAUACCAAAAAAACUGAACAUUAUGUUAAAGUUGGGAAGAGUAAAUUACGUGAUCAUUCUGUUAAUUUAAAAGAUCAAAAAUAUACUGGUAAGGCUAGUAGUAGAAAAGAUAUUUUUGGUGAUGAUGAAGAAUCAAAUGAUGAACAAGAAGAUGAUGAAGAAGAAAGUGAAGAAGAUGAUGAAGAUGAAGAAGAAACUGGAUCAGAAGAUGACACUACAAACUCAAGAAAUGGUAAUGGAUUCAUUGAUGAUGAAGCUGAAGAUGAUGAAGAUGAUGACAAUGAAAGUGAUAGUGGUGUAUCGUUAAGAGCUGAUUCAGAAGAUGAAGAUAAUUCAGAUCAAUCAGUUUCUCAAUCUGAAUCUGAAUCUGAACCAGAAACUGAUGUUGAAGAUGUUACAUCCAAAAGAGAAAAUUUGAAAAAAUUAAUGGCUAAUGAACGUAAACAAAUUUUAAAUAGAUUAUCAACAUCAGGUCAAUCAGAUGCUUUAAAAGGUUAUGCAGUUAUUUCUCAACAAAAAUUAUUUGAUAGUAUCUUAGAUUCAAGAAUUAAAUUACAAAAAGGUUUAACAAGUUCAAAUUCAUUACCUUUAAGUAAUGAAAUUUUUGAAGAAUUCCAAGAAGAUAACACCCAAGAAUAUUUAUCAAAAACUGAAGAUUCAUUACAUAAAUUACUUGAUAAUAUAAUAUCAUUAAGAACAAAAAUAUAUAAUAAAGAAAAAUUAACAAAAGAACCAGUUGCUUUCAAAAAAUCCAAGAAAAGAUCAUUUACUGAUUAUAUUGAAGAAACUGAAAAAUUAGAUAAUAUCUUGAAUAAAUACAGAGGAAAUGUCUUGACAAAAUGGUCUCAUAAAGUUCAAUCAGCUUCUGGUGCUACUGCAUUAAAUGCAUCAAAAUUCAAAACAAUUAAUCAAAGUGCAGCUCAACAAGUUGAUUUAACAUUAAUGGACAUGGAUAGAUUAGUCAAGAGAACACGUUUAAAUAGAAGAAAUAUUAAACCAUUAGGAUUCUCAGAAGAACAAGAUGAAGAUGAAGAUGAUGAAUAUAAAACUUCCAAAACUAAAUCAAUUGAUAGAUCAUUACAAGAAGAUGAAAACAUUUUCGAUGAUGAAGAUUUCUAUAGAGUUUUAUUAAAUGAUUUAAUUGAUAAAAAAAUCUCAGAUUCAAAUCCAACAAAUGGUCUAACGAUUCAAUUAACCAAAAGCAAAAUUAAGAAAAAUGUUGAUACAAAAGCAUCAAAGGGAAGAAAAUUAAAAUAUACAGUACAAGAACCAAUUCAAAAUUAUGAAGCUCCAAGAGAUAAAUUUAAAUGGAAUGAUGAACAAAUUGAUGAAUUUUGUGCUGGGUUAUUAGGUCAAAGAGUUAACUUCAAUGAAGAUGAUGAAAUUAGAGAAAAUGAUGAAGAUGAUGAAGAAGAUGAAGGUUUAGCUAAUGAUGAUUUGAAGAUUUUUGGUUAG
Hansenula ciferrii is the source of this 1596-nucleotide messenger RNA. It is a transcript of the gene BFR2, whose product is annotated as rRNA-processing protein BFR2. The transcript has a single exon. NCBI's taxonomy places the organism in Eukaryota, Fungi, Ascomycota, Saccharomycetes, Phaffomycetales, Wickerhamomycetaceae. Gene Ontology annotation, cellular component: nucleolus; nucleus. Bases 1 to 1596 code for a protein of 531 amino acids. Gene Ontology annotation, biological process: maturation of SSU-rRNA from tricistronic rRNA transcript (SSU-rRNA, 5.8S rRNA, LSU-rRNA). The record is from RefSeq and is a predicted model, not a curated record.